GCGGGCCGUCUCUUCGUUGUAGGGACGAUGGAAACAUCGCUGAUUCUCUUUCCCCAACUGAAUAUGUGCGAACCAAAGGAAAAGACUUUUUUCAAGUUGAUUCAUGGUGCAGCCAAAGACGACUCGAGCAGAGAGGCCAAACUCAGAGCCAAGGAGAAAAGAAACCGGCUAAGUCUCCUUCUGCAGAAACAAGAGUUUCAUGAAGAGCCACAGGCCAGGAGAUCGGGGCACUUGGCCAGAGAAACGAGAGUCUGCCCUGAAGAAGCGACAAGAUGGGGAGAAUCGUUUGACAAACUGCUUUCCCAUAAAGAUGGACUGGAGACUUUUACCAGGUUUCUCAAAACCGAAUUCAGUGAGGAAAACAUUGAAUUUUGGAUGGCCUGCGAGGACUUCAAGAAAAGCAAAGACCCUCAACAAAUGAUCUUCAAAGCAAAAGCAAUAUACGAGAAAUUCAUCCAGAAUGAUGCUCCGCAAGAGGUUAACCUUGACUUUCACACCAAAGAGCUCAUUGCAAAGAGCAUCACGAAGCCCACCCUGCACAGCUUCGACGCCGCGCAGAGCAGGGUCUAUCGGCUCAUGGAGCAAGACAGCUACACCCGCUUUCUGAAAUCGGACAUCUACUCAGACUUGAUAGCGGGGAGACCCCAGAGACCGAGCAACCUCCGGCGACGGUCACGUUCCUUCACCUACAACGAAUUCCAGGACGUGAAGUCGGACGUCGCCAUCUGGCUAUAAAGAAAGAUGCUUUUGCUCAUGUCGGGGGCGAGGUUGUAUGUCUGCUUCUAAGGCACAGCUGUGUGUUAACAAAGGGGCCCGUCGUUUAAAAUAAAAUACGUCGUGUGAAAGGA
Messenger RNA from Miniopterus natalensis, 848 nucleotides. It is a transcript of the gene RGS18, whose product is annotated as regulator of G protein signaling 18. The record is from RefSeq and is a predicted model, not a curated record. Lineage: Eukaryota; Metazoa; Chordata; Mammalia; Chiroptera; Miniopteridae.